Colletotrichum navitas is the source of this 969-nucleotide messenger RNA. RefSeq lists its product as uncharacterized. The transcript has 4 exons. NCBI's taxonomy places the organism in Eukaryota, Fungi, Ascomycota, Sordariomycetes, Glomerellales, Glomerellaceae. Bases 1 to 969 code for a protein of 322 amino acids. The record is from RefSeq and is a predicted model, not a curated record.
AUGCCACGUCUGACGUACAAGCCCGGUCAAGAACGGAUGAUUGCCCAGUACAUUGUCCGGCACGGGCUAACCCCAAGGUCGGCAAAGGCUGGUGGGAACCCUGCGGAGCUCUUUGCUCGAAUGGGCUGCGUCGGGCCUCUUCACGCACGCUUCACCCAACAACGUAUUCUAGAAGCCGUCGAGAGACGGGCCAGCAAGUUCUGGAACUCGAAGCAAUACAGACCGAUAUGGGAAAGCAAAGAAAACCUCGCAAAAGAUGUGGCCGAGGAUGUUUGGAGGUAUCCUAUGUUCAUGCAGAAAUGGCUGGAUUCGGACUGGGACGGUGACACAGAUCCACCUGAUUGCAACAGCGACGACGACGACGACAACAACAACAACAACAACAGCGAAAAGGAUAAUAACAGAGCGGUUUCCUCUCGGGAGCGCGGGGAUAUUCCGCAAGGGCGUGUUUGUGACGGCCCAGCUACGCCGCCACAGACGCCACGUUACAUAUCCGUCAUUUCGACGUACUACGACUAUCUCCACCGUCUCAUCUUGGCCAGGGCGCGGUAUCACGACCUGUACAGACGGUUCGCCGUCCACGGUGAGCCACUGGAGGGUGAGAUCCGUCAGACGUUUGCCCAAGUGGGGGAGCUGUUGGCAGGGCUUCGUGGUCUCGAACAUACCAUGAUGGAGAGUUACAGGAGACUGCGCCUGACGGCCCAAGCUGCGGUCUUGGGCAAAGUCGCGGACGGGGAUAUCAAGGAGGGGAUUCUUCGUCUGGGAGUUUGGGGCGACGCAGCAAACAAUACCAACAUUCUCAUUCUCAUCCUCAUCCUCAUCCUCAUCCUCAUCCUCAUCCUCAUCCUCAUCCUCAUCCUCAUCCUCAUCCUCAUCCUCAUCCUCAUCCUCAUCACCUUCAUCACCUUCGUCACCUUCAUCACCUUCGUCACCUUCAUCACCUUCAUCACCUUCAUCAUCAUAGCCUGA